AUGCCAACCGCAAAACGCAAACAAAUUAAAUCAUCAUCGGAAGGAAAUAAACGAAAGACCGCAACACCAUCAUCGGAAGAUAAGCUCGAGAUGAACGUGAGCAGUACUGCUUCACCAAUAAAAUCAUCAUCAGCAAGGGAGGAUACGUAUGUGUGUUUGGAGAAACCUUCCAUCAGUGAGAUUUUGUCCAAUUUUUUGAUGGUGAAUUAUGAUCACUUGCAGGAUGAAACAAAGAGACAAGCUACCAAUGUAUGCAAAGUGAUUUUGAAGCAUAUUCAAGAACAAGGAGCUCCAGAGCCAUCAGAAUCUGAAGCGAAAUAUGUGGAAGUGUAUAACAAAUAUAUGAACUUGGAGAACAGGUCAAUGUAUAAAAUUUAUGAUUUAUUUGGGAGAAGCCUUUUAGAAAAACAAUUCGAUACCAUUUGUGAAAUUAUUACUAAGGAAUAUUUAUUUAAAGAUUUCAACUCAGAAAGCUUAAUUGAACUCUUGAAAAAAGAAAUGGAUGACUCCACGUCAAUAAUUUUUAGACCUGACUUUGACGAUUUAUAUUGUGGAAUUGAUCAAACAGAAAAGUCUUCAAAAAGAUCGAAAAAGGCAGGUAAAACUCCAGCCGCAAUGAGAAGCAAAGAUCAGGCACCAACCGCUUCAGAAAUUAUGUCUGAUGAAAGAACAUCAAAGGUUCUCAUGACCACCAUCUCUGAUGAAAUACUUGGCCCAGAAUCUUCUCAUUCAUCACUCAAAAAAGAAACUGUUAGUUCAGAUAUUCUUCAGUUUGAAGUUGUCUACAAUGAUGGUAGCAUUGAAAGCUUGGAGAAAUUAUUGGCUGCUAAAAACAUAUUUGGUAAGCAAUUACCCAAAAUGCCAAAAGACUACAUUGCUAGAUUGGUUUUCGAUAGAAGCCACAGAGCAAUACUUGGCUCCAAGGAGGGAAAAGUUGUCGGAGGUAUCAGUUUUAGACCAUUUUUUACACAAGGUUUUGCUGAAAUUGCGUUUUGUGCUGUCACAGGAAAUGAGCAAGUCAAGGGUUAUGGUACAAGGCUCAUGAACCAUCUCAAAGACUAUUGCCAAUCCAUUGGAGUAUUUCGAUUCUUGACCUAUGCAGAUAACUAUGCCAUUGGUUAUUUCAAAAAGCAAGGUUUCACAAAAGACAUUUCACUCGACGAGAAAAGAUAUAAGGGCUACAUCAAGGAUUAUGAUGGUGGUACUCUCAUGGAAUGUGUGAUUAGAGCAGACAUUAACUACUUGGAUGUACCUUUAAUGCUGAGAAAACAAAUCGCAGCUGUAAAUCAAAAGUUAGACACAAUAUGCAAUUCUAACAUCAUUCAUCCAGGUCUAACUGUAUUCAAGAAGGGAGAAAAGAUAACAAAUCUUAGAGAUAUUCCUGGAUUAGCUGAGAGCAAUCACGUGAUAGACCCAAAGGCCGCUCAACUUCAAAAUAUAAUGCGAGACGUUUUGGAAAAGGUAAAGAAAAACGAAUAUUCUUGGCCAUUUUUGGUUCCUGUCGAUGCCAAUGAAGUUCCAGAUUACUAUGAAGUCAUUAAGAAUCCAAUGGAUCUAUCCUCUAUUGAACAACGAUUGAAUAGUGGAUAUUACAGAACUAAGGACAUUUUUGUGUCAGAUUUUAGGCUCAUGUUUGAUAAUUGUAGAACUUAUAAUGCAGAGACAACAGAAUACUAUGAAUGUGCCAACAGACUGGAAGACUAUUUCAAAUCCUUACUGAAAGGAGCUCUUGGCAAGUAA
Messenger RNA from Naegleria fowleri, 1740 nucleotides. RefSeq lists its product as uncharacterized. Bases 1 to 1740 code for a protein of 579 amino acids. Gene Ontology annotation, biological process: chromatin remodeling; positive regulation of transcription by RNA polymerase II. Gene Ontology annotation, cellular component: histone acetyltransferase complex. Lineage: Eukaryota; Heterolobosea; Eutetramitea; Acrasida; Naegleriidae. The transcript has a single exon. The record is from RefSeq and is a predicted model, not a curated record. Gene Ontology annotation, molecular function: protein binding; histone H3 acetyltransferase activity.